AUGACGCCGACAGUUUUCCUAAGCGCAGCUUUCUUUGCAGUCUUCAUUGCAUCUUCCUGCCAAGGGGACGAACUCCCUCUCUACAAAGCCUGUCUCAUGGAGUGUUUCCGGUGCGUCAAGACAUACGGAAAGCAAGUGUACAAUGGGAAACUCUGUGCUGAGAACUGUGCGGGGUCUAAUGGCAAAAGCAUUGACGCUAAGUGUGACAGUCCGACAAAGCGUACAGCGAAUAAGCCAAUGGUAACCUCAAGCUGUGCCAAACUGUGCUCAUACAAGUGUGCCCAAAACUUCCUUCCCGACAGCAUGGACGCGCAUGACUGCAUACUUAGAUGCGUCAUAUCCGGCGAGAAGAUGGUCGAAUGCUAA
Candidula unifasciata is the source of this 366-nucleotide messenger RNA. Lineage: Eukaryota; Metazoa; Mollusca; Gastropoda; Stylommatophora; Geomitridae. The record is from the annotation of a GenBank genome assembly.